CGUGCUGGUUUCAACUUCCUGUUUACCACUUGUUCCUUGAGACAGUUCACCGAUUGCAACACUUCAACAGUCGUGUGAUUUUUGAUCAAGACUAAUAAAUACGCUUUUGAAUCGCUGCUGCUACGGAUUUAAUCGUUUUGGAACCGGUAAUACUUUUUGUCAUUACUGGGGAAGAGGAGAGCAAAUGAAUAAAUGACAGAGGAAACGUGACUAGGCCAGGAGUCCUCGCGAUUUCCUGAGUCAGGCGCCCGGAGUAUUCCUCUGCCAACAAAGGCUCAAUACCAAACAUACGAGUGAUGAGGGCAAGGACUAAAAACCAGUCAGCAUUAAUUUUUCUCCGCAAAACGUUUAGUAAUGUGUUGGAUUUAACUUUAAGUGUGGAUACUUCCUAACAUUAUUUAACUAACGUCAGCUACCUUAGCUAGACAACCAAAUCCACCACCACUAGCUUAGCCACGUAAACAAAUUACUAUACAUUCUGCUUGCCUGGCAAGUUUUACUCGGAAGGGUUUGCUAGCCUGCUGGCUGGUUAAUACAUCCUUGUUUCUAGAGGGUACCAGCACAGCGGUGCCCUGAAUUCGGGGAGAAUACCCGGCUCCGGCCCUUUCAAGCGGGCAGUCAGGAAGAAACUGGCUGGGAAGGGAUGGCCUGGUGGGUCUUCCCGUUCCCAAGGUGCUGCGGUGUUUGAGGGCGGAAGAGUUCGGAUAGAACCUACGGUGGGUCUCGGCACGAUGAUGUCUGCAUUCCCUUCCGUGUCUGGGAGUCUCACGGACUCCGGGCUAAUGAUAUCAGGCAGAAAGACUGAGGAAAUAGAGGAUUUGAUAGAUUUGUUUUCGAAGACACAGUACAGAGCGAAAGAAGUCACGCCACGGGUCGAGACGAUAGAGAAGCGUUGCUUGGAGCUCUUUGGCCGAGACUACAAGUACAGCGUCAUCCACAACGCCAACGGGGAAGUGUGUGGCCACUACCCCCGACAGAUGGUCUUCCUGGAGUAUGAAUGUACAGAGCUCCAUAAAGACGGGUUUGAGAGCACAGUCCAGAUCACCAAGCUGCAGGAUCUGGUGAACCGCAGUAAGAUGGCCCGCUGCAGAGGGAGGUUUGUCUGCCCUGUCAUCCUCUACAACGGCAAACAUAUCUGUCGAUCAUCCACUCUGGCAGGCUGGGGGGAGCUAUAUGGGCGCACAGGCUACAACUACAUCUUCUCAGGGGGGAUUGAUGACACAUGGGGGGCAGAGUCUGAGCCAGAGGUUCCAGAGGACGACAGUGCCAGCAAUGGGGACUCUCAGCUCUUUGACAAGGUGCGGGGUCUGGACAUCAAGCUGCUGCGCUACCUCUCUGUGCGCUACAUCUGUGACCUCAUGGUGGAGAACAAGAAGGUCAAGUUUGGCCUAAAUGUCACCUCGUCUGAGAAGGUGGAUAAGGCUCAACGAUAUGCAGACUUCACCCUGCUCUCUGUGCCUUACCCAGGGUGUGAGUUCUUUAAGGACUACAAAGAUAGAGACUACACCGCUGAGGGACUAGUAUUCAACUGGAAUCAGGAUUUUGUGGAUGCUCCUUUGACAAUCCCUGUGUGCUUUACCAAGAACUUGAAUAUAGACUGGAGUAAAUAUCAGUCUUGGGACCUGGUCCAGCAGACCCAGAACUACCUGAAGCUGUUGCUUCACAUCAUCAACAGCGACGACGAGAGCGGUCUCCUCGUGCACUGCAUAUCCGGUUGGGACCGGACACCUCUCUUCGUGUCCCUCCUGCGUCUCUCGCUGUGGGCAGAUGGUGCCGUCCACGCCAGUCUGGAGCCGGCUGAAAUCCUCUAUCUGACCAUCGCCUACGACUGGUUCCUCUUUGGUCAUAUGCUACCUGAUCGCCUCAGCAAAGGAGAGGAGAUUUUCUUUUUUUGCUUCAAUUUUUUGAAGCACAUUGUCUCAGAGAAGUUCUCUGCCAUGAAGAAACCGAGUCUCCACAGAAGGAAAAACUCUCAUUUCAAAGACACUGAUUUCACAGUGGACGACCUCUGCCAUUUGAAGUCCAGGGACCGGGGCAGCGUGACCAGCCUGAGCAGUGACUUCUCUCUGAUCACGGAGGACGUGGGCGGAGCCACCUGCCUCACCAACGACGCCGUGGACCUGUUUUCCGGCCAGCCCCUGGCAGCCUCCAGCUGGAGGAAGGGACACAACUCGUCCCCACAGACGGUGCUGUGGAACCGGCCCAACCCCCUGCAGGAGCGGCUGGCCCACCCCCUCAGUCAAGAAACCAAGUCCUCCAGCUCUUCCUCCUCCAACCAAUCAGAGACGGGUUUCACGCAUGCAGGCAGCAGUCCUAUGUCUGUGCCCGGGAGAAGGCUGGCGGCAGAGUACGCCCGCUCAGGCUCCUCCCUCUCCAUGGACUACGGCAGCUGGCAGAUCGUGUCGGGCUGCGGCUCCAUCCACGACCGCGGACAGUUCCUGCCAAUCCCCACCGCCACCAACGACUUUCCCCCCCCCUUUAUCUUCCAGGACGAGGGGCCCAGCGGACGCAUUUGCCCGUCCCCCUCGGAGCGUCAGGCUCGCCUGGAGACUGUGAGGGAGGUGUUCCUGGCUGCCUACAGCUCCACCGUGGGCCUCAAGUCCAGCGCGCCCAGCCCCUCCGGUGCCAUCUCAGGCCUCCUGGAGCAGUUUGCCCGUGGCGUGGGCCUCCGGGGCACCAACAGCAUCGUCUAAUCUAGGGUCAGGUCUCCCCACCCCAAAUGUGAACUCCGGGCCCGUAAUCAUUGUAUUCAUAAAGUGUCUCAGAGUAGGAAUGCUGAUAUAGGAUCAGUUUUUCCUGUUAGAUCAUAUGGACAGGAAGGCCUGAUUCUAGAUCAGCACUCCUACCGUGAGGCUCUGUGAAUAUGGGCCCUGACCCCCCCACCCCACCCCUCUCCCACUAAAUCCCGUCCUAUUGAAUUGCGGUCCACAAUCCGCAUUCAUCUCCAUCAAGGGAAGAUGCAUCUCGUAUGGACUCUAAUAAAAAUAAAAAGUGCCAAACUUUUCUACUCUAUUCAGGGGUUGAAGUGUCCUUUUAUAUUUGUUGCUUUAAAAGUGUUUUUAAUUAUUUUUUUAUAUACAUACACAUCUCAAACAUUACAUACCCUGGGUUUAUUUUGUUCUUUAAUUUCUCUUUUAAAAAUACAUCUUUUUUUAUUCAUGCAUUUCCAACUUUCUCCCUGGAGUUAUUCCUUUUUUGUUUGGCAUAUUUUUUUGUCGAUUCAGGGAGUGUCUCGGGGGGGUGGCAAUGUCAGCCACACAAUAAGAGACAGAUGACCAUUGUACUUUAACGUAUGGAGCAUUUUUCUUAUGGAUUCGGUGCUAUGAGUGUGGUCAGAGUAAAAUUGACUUGUUACAUGCAGAGCAUUCAAAGCUUAUGUGGAGUUAUUUCUUUUCUGUUUUUAAAGUAAUUAUUUUGGAUUUAACGUGCCGAUCCGUCCUAAAUCGAAGACACCACACUUCUCUGUAGUGAACGAACACUCAAAAAAAUCUGCUAUUCAGUGCCGAAUCAGAAGCUGCUAUUCAGUGCCGAAUCAGAAGCUGCUAUUCAGUGCCGAAUCAGAAGCUGCUAUUCAGUGCCGAAUCAGAAGCUGCUAUUCCGUGCCGAAUCAGAAGCUGCUAUUCAGUGCCGAAUCAGAAGCUGCUAUUCAGUGCCGAAUCAGAAGCUGCUAUUCAGUGCCGAAUCAAAAGGAAGCUUUACCCUAUAAUUGUAGUGCGUGUACUGUGGUUGUCAACAAACAGCACUAGCUAAGUGUGUCAGGGCAAUAGAAACAUGCUGUUUCUGUUUGGCAUAGAAAAGUCAUAUCAAGCUGGAUGUAGCUUAAUUCUGUAGAAUUGAAUAUGUUGAAUCCUAUCAGCCUAUUUUUGAAUUGGUUACUGGUUUUUAAUAAUUAGACUUAAGGUCUGUUAAGUCACUUUUAUGUGCAGAAAUUUAAACAAAGAAAUGUUGUGUUGUUGCCAUACAAAACAUUUUCACAUGGUCUUCUACACACCAUCAUUAGACUGGUCCCAGACCUGUUUGUGCUGUCAUGCUGACUCCUACGGUUGUGGCGUGAACAGAUCCAGGUGACACCAUUACCUGGGCUUCAGACCACAUACCAGAAGCCAGGCCUAUUAGUUGGCUGCGUUGAAAGUUCUUUAAAAGUCCUUCACAAGGUUUAGAUUUGAGCCCACUUCUGACAGCUAUUCGUAUGCUCAGUCACUUCAUCUCUCAACUUUUUUUCUCUCAGUUGUGCGACAUGAUGGCUCCGAGCCACCCUGCUAUCAGCCUUUUAUCAUUUUAUGUACUUUGUGGCUGCGUUCCAGACCGACUACCUUGCAGUCGGCUCGCAACACCUGGAUAGGUGUUAAACAUAUAAUCUUACUGCAUCAGAUCUAGCAAUCUGAAACCUGACUGUGCAGUCAAAGACAUGGCACAGAACCAUUGGUCAGUGCGAGCGGCAUGACUGCAAUGUAGUCAGCCUGGAACAUGACCUCUCUUAGUGACUUAAGCCCCUGGAGGUAGUGUGGGAGACAUCUCUUUACAAGUUUUGAAUCUAGAUCUGUCUCGUUACAAUACACAAGUAUCACUUCUGGACCUAGUUUGUCCUCAAAGUAGUAUAAAGAGGCCCUAACAUUGUUAAUAAUUAAGUCAGCUAGUUUGCUUAACAUUCACAGUAUUGUCAGACUAGCUACAUUAUCCAUAUUGAGAAGAUUGUAAUUGUCAAAAAAAUGAUUUGUUGCCAUGUUUUGGUUGAAAAGGUCAAAGCUUAGUCCGUGGUGAAACGUCUCAACUCCGUUUCCCACUUGUAAUUGCGACAUGGAGGGUCUUUCAAUUGAAAUGCCCAACUCGGAACUAGAAGAUUCCGAUAACUUCUAGCACUUGAACACUUCAUUAAUGGCCUAGUCAAAGCUCUCUUAUUGCUGCAUGAGCCAGUGGACUGGAUCAGUUCGCUGCCACUGAACAGGGAUCUCUCCCUAUCCAUCCUAUCCUCUCCAUGUUCUCAGUUCCUCUUUGAGAUCCGAAACAAGCCUUUCAGAUCAGGAAGAUGAGACUGGCCACGAUUUAAGGAUAUUGGUGCGAGAUGUUACCUUUUCUAGAGUACUCUCACUUGUCAACCAGUGUGCGGACUGAUGCAAUAUUGUACAUCUGGGUAUACCUCAAUUGUCCAUUCUCUGUCUCAUUCAAUCCUCCAACAGUAUUUUUUAUUUAACCUUUAUUUAACUAGGAAAGUCAGUUAAAAGAACAAAUUCGUAUUUACAAUGACGGCCUACACCGUCCAAACCCGGACUUCAUUGUAAGCUUAACCGGUUGCUUUCACUGUCUAAUCCUUUAAAAUCAAAAAUAAACCACUCCUCCCACCUGAAUUUGAGAGAUGUUUACUUUUUUAUUUUUUAUGAUUUAAAUUAUUUUACUACCAUCAUAUCCUGUACUAAUCAACUCUGAUAUUCAAUAUUUCUCUGGUAUGAUACAUUAUAUGUCCAUGGUAGGAUACAUUGGUGGCACUUGGUUCUAUUCCUAUAGGUCCCUGUUGGUGGCCAUAGGCAGCCCUAGAGCCCCUAGAUUGUUUACAGUUGAUCCAUACCACUCACUUCACACUGGGCACUUACCUUUUAGAAUUACACAAGCACCUCAAGCGAUUGUUCAACUCAUCCAUGUUUUUGCAUGUAAUUUCCCCAACUAAUUAAAACUAGUUGAAUAUAGUACAUUUAGUAUGAUUAUUAUUAUUUUUGUACCCCUCUUGAUUUGACUGAAAUGCUUCGUUGCACACUCAUUUUACUUCUAUUGUCUGUGUCAAUAGAUUGACAUGUUUUUAUUUUAUCAUGUUUGUUCCUUUUUAAAUUGCUCUUUAAUUGUCGCCAGUGAGGCUACAUUGAGAAAGGUGAAUUGAUCUGCAGGUGGUAAUUAUGAAUAAAGAAGAAACAAAGGUU
Molecule: messenger RNA, 5909 nt
Organism: Oncorhynchus mykiss (rainbow trout)
Lineage: Eukaryota; Metazoa; Chordata; Actinopteri; Salmoniformes; Salmonidae
Product: phosphatidylinositol-3,5-bisphosphate 3-phosphatase MTMR14
Biological process (GO): dephosphorylation
Molecular function (GO): phosphatidylinositol-3-phosphate phosphatase activity
Source: RefSeq, a predicted model, not a curated record